Dujonia railenensis is the source of this 1014-nucleotide messenger RNA. NCBI's taxonomy places the organism in Eukaryota, Fungi, Ascomycota, Pichiomycetes, Serinales, Debaryomycetaceae. The record is from the annotation of a GenBank genome assembly.
AUGUCCUCAACUGAUAAAGCUUCAUUGCCAUUCACCGAACAACAUUACUUCUCUUCAUAUGACCAUUUUGGUAUCCAUGAAGAAAUGUUGAAGGAUACUUCUCGUACUCUCUCUUAUCGUUCUGCCAUGUUUAAGAAUAAGCAUCUUUUCAAAGACAAGGUUGUAUUAGACGUUGGAUGUGGUACUGGUAUUUUGUCAAUGUUUGCCGCUAAGGCAGGUGCCAAACAUGUAUAUAGUGUGGAUAUGUCAAACAUCAUUGAAAAGGCUAAGGAAAUCGUCAGCUUAAACGGAUUUGAAGACAAAAUCACUUUAUUACAAGGUAAGUUAGAAGAUAUCGAAUUACCAGUUAAAGAAGUCGAUAUUAUUGUCAGUGAAUGGAUGGGUUACUUCUUAUUGUAUGAAUCAAUGUUAGACACCGUUUUGUAUGCGCGUGACAAAUAUCUUGUUAAGGGAGGUUUGAUCUUACCAGAUAAGUGCUCCAUGUACAUUGCCGGAAUUGAAGAUGCUGAAUACAAGGACGAAAAGAUCCACUACUGGGAAGAUGUUUAUGGAUUUGAUUACACUCCAUUCAUCAAGAUUGCUAUGGUCGAGCCAUUGGUUGACACUGUAAACAAUAACUCUUUAAUUACCACUCCACAUAAAUUUUUUGAAUUCGACAUCAACACUGUUACUAAGGAAGGUUUAGCAUUCCACAGAGAUUUCGAAUUAAAGGCUAUCGACAAUGAUCAAUGCCAUGCUUAUAUCGCAUGGUGGGACUGUGAAUUUCCUGGUGAUGAAAAAGUUACCUUAUACACAGGUCCAAUGAAGCAGUACACUCACUGGAAGCAGACUGUAUUCUACAUGGAUCAAGUUUUGAAUCUUAAGAAGGGUGACAUUAUCAAGGGAUCUAUUGCAUCAAGACCAAAUGAUAAGAAUCCAAGAGAAUUAGAUAUUGAAAUUGAAUGGGAUUUAAAGACUGAAGCCAAAGAUGCUUCAAGAGAUCAAAAGGGUAAGUACAACUACUUUAUGCGUUAA